AUGAAGAGCAAAAGACGAUUUCAAAUUGUAUCACGAACGCAUUGCCACAGAUAAAAACGCGGCGCUCGUCGUUGAGCAAUUAUCUUAAUCGGAAACGUUCCUUUGUACAAUCUCAACAAAGAAGAUGGGAUUACCGAGCGUCAUACAUGUCUCAACAUGCAAAUAACCCUCUAUUGUGAAAGUUUGUCGUCUUCUGUGAGGGAGUGUAAGGAGCUCGAGUUCACACACGGCAGACUCGCGUCUAUUCAGAGUUGGAUUUUGUUUUAUUUGCGUCUUGAAAAUGAAGAGGAGGGAAAAGCGCGUUCUGCAGAUGGCAUUUUUGUUCAUGGUGGCUUUAAUUUUUCUGCCAAACGUCGGCCUUUGGUCAAUGUACAGAGAGAGGAGCCUUAUGAAGUCUCAUGAGUCUGGAGAGCAGGGCUUCUCACUGGGUUUAAAUGAUGGUCACAUUUAUACCUGGACAGACGGUUUGAAAAGAAGAGAUUGGCACGAUAACGAGAGCAUCCGGCGAGAUGGACUACGUGUUGGGAAAGGGGAGCAUGGGAAACCAUUCCCUCUCGCAGAGGACGAGUGUGAUGACUCAGUGUACAAAGAGAAUGGCUUCAACAUCUACGUCAGCAACAAUAUCGCUCUGGACCGCUCCCUUCCUGACAUCAGACAUCCAAACUGUAAACAGAAGCUUUAUCUUGAAAAGCUCCCAAACACCAGUAUUAUCAUCCCUUUCCAUAAUGAAGGCUGGUCCUCUCUGCUCAGAACCAUCUACAGCAUCACCAACCGCACACCCAACUACCUGAUUGCUGAGAUCAUACUGGUAGAUGACUUUAGUGACAGAGACCACCUGAAGGCGAAUCUAGAGGAGUACAUGUCAAAAUUUCCUAAGGUGCGUAUUGUGCGCACUAAGAAGCGAGAGGGUCUGAUCCGUACGCGGCUACUAGGAGCGUCGGUGGCUAAAGGAGAGGUCCUUACCUUCCUGGACUCGCACUGUGAAGCCAACAUCAACUGGCUGCCACCCCUACUCGAUCAGAUCGCCCAGAACCCCAAAACCAUUGUGUGUCCCAUGAUAGACGUGAUAGACCAUAACAACUUUGGGUAUGAGGCGCAGGCGGGGGAUGCCAUGCGGGGAGCCUUUGACUGGGAGAUGUACUACAAACGCAUUCCCAUCCCACCUGAGCUACAGGGACCAGACCCUAGUGACCCAUAUGAGUCUCCUGUGAUGGCUGGAGGCUUGUUUGCUGUAAACCGUCAAUGGUUCUGGGAGUUGGGAGGGUAUGAUACUGGCCUUGAGAUCUGGGGAGGCGAGCAGUUUGAAAUAUCCUUCAAGGUGUGGAUGUGCGGAGGCAGCAUGUACGAUGUUCCCUGCUCAAGGGUGGGCCACAUCUAUAGAAAGUACGUCCCCUACAAAGUGCCCUCAGGGACCAGCCUGGCAAGAAACCUGAAGCGAGUGGCAGAGACCUGGAUGGAUGAGUACACAGAGUACAUCUACCAGCGCCGGCCUGAGUAUCGGCACCUCUCCACCGGUGAUCUGACAGCUCAGAAGGAGCUACGGAAACACCUCAAGUGUAAAGAUUUCAAAUGGUACAUGAACACUGUGGCCUGGGACCUGCCUAAAUAUUACCCGCCCUUGGAGCCACCGCCAGCUGCCUGGGGAGAGAUCCGUAGUGCUGCAUCUGGCUUGUGCAUCGACUCUAAGCACGGCUCCACAGGCACAGAACUGCGGCUGGACACAUGUCUGAAAGAGGGUGCAGAGCGGACAUGGGCUCAUGAGCAGAUUUUCACGUUUGGUUGGAGAGAGGACAUCAGGCCUGGAGAUCCCCUACACACCAGAAAAUUCUGCUUCGAUGCCAUUAGUCAGAAUAGCCCGGUAACCCUGUAUGACUGCCAUGGUAUGAAAGGCAACCAGCAUUGGGGCUACAGAAAGGAUAAGUCUUUGUACCACCUGGUGAGCAGUGGUUGCAUGGACUGUAGCCCUGGUGAUAAGCGGAUUUUCAUGAACAAGUGUGACCCCCAGUCUGAAACGCAGCAGUGGAUCUUCCAAAGAGUCAAUGCCACUGUUCUGGACAAAUUUAACAGUGCAGCCAGCUCUUAGGACCUGGAGUUGUGGUCAGCCAGUCAGUUGGCUCCCACACACACCUCCCACAACCCUUCACCUGAGCCUGGACAUUCUUAAUGUCUGGCUCUGGGCUCCUCUCAAGGUUAUGCAGCAGACUGAAUGAAUGCAGGCUCUUUAAUGAGAGGACUAAAAACAGAGAGACAUAAGGCUGGUGGGAGGAACACUUCCACAAAGAGCACCUUGCUGGUCGAGGAAAAAAUGGACAGUCCAGACUCUCUCAGUCUCUUUUGUGGGGUCUAACUUGGCCCCGGUCACUUCCAUACAUUAGAAUACAGAGCAACUUUAGGACUUUGAAAGUGGAGUCCUGUGAAAUAAUGUUCUGUAUCAGUCCUUGAGGAUUGUAUGGUGGAUUUGUACAAUACCAGAAACCGGAAAGAGUUUGCUCUCUUUUUGUAUGGCUAUUUAUUUUUCUCCAGGGAUUGUUUUGACUGUAUAUUUAUUUGUAUUUAUUUGGUGCCUUUUACAAAUUUAAGUUAUGUGAAUUGACUUCAUUUUUUCAUCUGUUAUACCUGGUAGAUUCAAAAUUGGGUGAGGCAGUCACCUAAUGAAAUGAAAUAUUUCAAUUUUUUUC
Molecule: messenger RNA, 2678 nt
Organism: Xyrauchen texanus (razorback sucker)
Lineage: Eukaryota; Metazoa; Chordata; Actinopteri; Cypriniformes; Catostomidae
Gene: galntl6
Product: polypeptide N-acetylgalactosaminyltransferase like 6
Exons: 13
Coding region: 281-2083 (600 amino acids)
Cellular component (GO): Golgi apparatus
Source: RefSeq, a predicted model, not a curated record